AUGGUAGAGACGCACUACUGCGAGACGCACUACUGCGAGGUAGAGACGCACUACUGCGCGGUAGAGACGCACUACUGCGAGACGCACUACUGCGAGACGCACUACUGCGAGGUAGAGACGCACUACUGCGAGGUAGAGACGCACUACUGCGAGACGCACUACUGCCAGGUAGAGACGCACUGCUGCGCUGUAGAGACGCACUACUGCGAGGUAGAGACGCACUACUGCGCGUUAGAGACGCACUACUGCGAGGUAGAGACGCACUACUGCGCGUUAGAGACGCACUACUGCGAGACGCACUGCUGCGCGGUAGAGACGCACUACUGCGAGGUAGAGACGCACUACUGCGAGGUAGAGACGCACUACUGCGAGGUAGAGACGCACUACUGCGAGGUAGAGACGCACUGCUGCGCUGUAGAGACGCACUACUGCGCGGUAGAGACGCACUGCUGCGGCGUAGAGAUGCACUGCUGCGCCGUAGAGACGCACUGCUGCGCCGUAGAGACGCACUACUGCGCUGUAGAGACGCACUACUGCGAGGUAGAGACGCACUGCUGCGCGGUAGAGACGCACUACUGCGAGGUAGAGACGCACUACUGCGCGGUAGAGACGCACUGCUGCGCCGUAGAGACGCACUGCUGCGCCGUAGAGACGCACUGCUGCGCCGUAGAGACGCACUACUGCGCCGUAGAGACGCACUACUGCGCGGUAGAGACGCACUACUGCGAGGUAGAGACGCACUACUGCGAGGUAGAGACGCACUACUGCGAGGUAGAGACGCACUACUGCGAGGUAGAGACGCACUACUGCGAGGUAGAGACGCACUACUGCGAGACGCACUACUGCGCGUUAGAGACGCACUACUGCGAGACGCACUGCUGCGCGGUAGAGACGCACUACUGCGAGGUAGAGACGCACUACUGCGAGGUAGAGACGCACUACUGCGAGGUAGAGACGCACUACUGCGAGGUAGAGACGCACUGCUGCGCUGUAGAGACGCACUACUGCGCGGUAGAGACGCACUGCUGCGGCGUAGAGAUGCACUGCUGCGCCGUAGAGACGCACUGCUGCGCCGUAGAGACGCACUACUGCGCUGUAGAGACGCACUACUGCGAGGUAGAGACGCACUGCUGCGCGGUAGAGACGCACUACUGCGAGGUAGAGACGCACUACUGCGCGGUAGAGACGCACUGCUGCGCCGUAGAGACGCACUGCUGCGCCGUAGAGACGCACUGCUGCGCCGUAGAGACGCACUACUGCGCCGUAGAGACGCACUACUGCGCGGUAGAGACGCACUACUGCGAGGUAGAGACGCACUACUGCGAGGUAGAGACGCACUACUGCGAGGUAGAGACGCACUACUGCGAGGUAGAGACGCACUACUGCGAGGUAGAGACGCACUACUGCGAGACGCACUACUGUGCGGUAGAGACGCACUACUGCGAGGUAGAGACGCACUACUGCGAGACGCACUACUGCGAGGUAGAGACGCACUACUGCGAGACGCACAACUGCGAGGUAGAGACGCACUGCUGCGCGGUAGAGACGCACUGCUGCGCGGUAGAGACGCACUGCUGCGCGGUAGAGACGCACUGCUGCGCUGUAGAGACGCACUACUGCGAGGUAGAGACGCACUACUGCGAGGUAGAGACGCACUACUGCGCGGUAGAGACGCACUGCUGCGCGGUAGAGACGCACUACUGCGAGGUAGAGACGCACUACUGCGAGGUAGAGACGCACUGCUGCGCUGUAGAGACGCACUACUGCGAGACGCACUACUGCGAGACGCACUACUGCGCGGUAGAGACGCACUACUGCGAGACGCACUACUGCGAGGUAGAGACGCACUACUGCGAGGUAGAGACGCACUGCUGCGCGGUAGAGACGCACUACUGCGAGACGCACUACUGCGAGACGCACUACUGCGAGGUAGAGACGCACUGCUGCGCUGUAGAGACGCACUACUGCGAGACGCACUACUGCGAGACGCACUACUGCGCGGUAGAGACGCACUACUGCGAGACGCACUACUGCGCGGUAGAGACGCACUACUGCGAGACGCACUACUGCGAGGUAGAGACGCACUACUGCGAGGUAGAGACGCACUGCUGCGCGGUAGAGACGCACUACUGCGAGACGCACUACUGCGAGACGCACUACUGCGAGGUAGAGACGCACUGCUGCGCUGUAGAGACGCACUACUGCGAGACGCACUACUGCGAGACGCACUACUGCGCGGUAGAGACGCACUACUGCGAGACGCACUACUGCGAGGUAGAGACGCACUACUGCGAGGUAGAGACGCACUACUGCGAGGUAGAGACGCACUGCUGCGAGGUAGAGACGCACUACUGCGAGGUAGAGACGCACUACUGCGAGGUAGAGACGCACUGCUGCGAGGUAGAGACGCACUACUGCGCGGUAGAGACGCACUACUGCGGGGUAGAGACGCACUACUGCGAGGUAGAGACGCACUGCUGCGCUGUAGAGACGCACUACUGCGCGGUAGAGAAGCACUGCUGCGCUGUAGAGACGCACUACUGUGCGGUAGAGACGCACUGCUGCGCGGUAGAGACGCACUGCUGCGCCGUAGAGACGCACUACUGCGCGGUAGAGAAGCACUGCUGCGCUGUAGAGACGCACUACUGCGCGGUAGAGAAGCACUGCUGCGCUGUAGAGACGCACUACUGCGCGGUAGAGAAGCACUGCUGCGCCGUAGAGACGCACUACUGCGCGGUAGAGAAGCACUGCUGCGCUGUAGAGACGCACUGCUGCGCGGUAGAGAAGCACUGCUGCGCUGUAGAGACGCACUGCUGCGCUGUAGAGACGCACUGCUGCGCCGUAGAGACGCACUACUGCGCGGUAGAGAAGCACUGCUGCGCUGUAGAGACGCACUGCUGCGCGGUAGAGAAGCACUGCUGCGCUGUAGAGACGCACUACUGCGAGGUAGAGACGCACUGCUGCGCUGUAGAGACGCACUACUGCGCUGUAGAGACGCACUACUGCGCGGUAGAGACGCACUACUGCGCGGUAGAGACGCACUACUGCGCGGUAGAGACGCACUACUGCGCCAUAGAGACGCACUACUGCGCCGUAGAGACGCACUACUGCGCCGUAGAGACGCACUACUGCGCGGUGAGAAAGACACACUAUUUACUUUCUUCUCCUUUGUGCUAA
Molecule: messenger RNA, 3177 nt
Organism: Knipowitschia caucasica
Lineage: Eukaryota; Metazoa; Chordata; Actinopteri; Gobiiformes; Gobiidae
Source: the annotation of a GenBank genome assembly